This is a messenger RNA of Kluyveromyces marxianus DMKU3-1042, 879 nucleotides long. RefSeq names its product inorganic diphosphatase PPA2 (gene PPA2). Gene Ontology annotation, molecular function: magnesium ion binding; inorganic diphosphate phosphatase activity. Lineage: Eukaryota; Fungi; Ascomycota; Saccharomycetes; Saccharomycetales; Saccharomycetaceae. The transcript has a single exon. Gene Ontology annotation, biological process: phosphate-containing compound metabolic process. The record is from RefSeq and is a predicted model, not a curated record. Bases 1 to 879 code for a protein of 292 amino acids. Gene Ontology annotation, cellular component: cytoplasm; nucleus.
AUGAGAGCUACGCGCCAAUUGUUCAUGUUCAAAAACCAUUUAAUGCGGAGACACUUCCACAAUGUUACUAUUGGAAGUAAGUAUUCGGCAUCUUUCAAGCAGUAUUUGCAGCUAGACAACGGCGAAAUUGGCUCAUACUUCCAUGAUGUGCCACUGGGACUCGAUGUAGCCAAGAGAACAUGCAACAUGGUGGUCGAGGUGCCCAGGUGGUCCAACGGAAAAUUCGAAAUCAGCAAAUCAGAACCUUUCAAUCCAAUCACUCAGGACAUUAAAAAGGGCAAGCCUCGGUUCGUAAACAACAUCUUCCCCUACCAUGGCUAUAUACACAACUAUGGUGCCAUCCCCCAGACGUGGGAACAGCCAGUUAUCGAGGUUUUGCCCGGCUUAAAAGGAGAUAACGACCCGUUGGACUGCUGCGAAAUAGGGUCUAGCAUCGCGCGAAUGGGUGACAUCAAACAAGUCAAGAUAUUGGGCUCAUUGGCACUCAUCGAUGACGGAGAACUCGACUGGAAAGUCAUCUGCAUCGAUGUGGAAGACGAAUUGACUCCCAAACUCCAUACUCUCGCUGAUGUCGACAAGUACAUGCCCGGUCUACUGGACGCUACAAGAACUUGGUUUAGAGACUACAAAAUCCCCACAGGAAAACCACCAAACCAAUUCGCAUUCAACGGAGAGUACCAAGAUGUGGCUACCACCCUCGACACAGUACAGGACUGUCACAAUGCCUGGUCAACCUUGGUCAGCGACGAAGUGAAGACCGAUGACCAAAAGAUCGAACUUCCUACCAUAGUGAGAGCAGGCACACAAAUCAGAAUCGAGGCAGAUGAACAGCCAGAAACGCCUAUCCCUCGAGAAGUGGAAAAGUGGUGGUACUUGUGA